Myripristis murdjan (pinecone soldierfish) is the source of this 2309-nucleotide messenger RNA. RefSeq names its product methyltransferase 16, N6-methyladenosine (gene mettl16). Gene Ontology annotation, molecular function: 23S rRNA (adenine(1618)-N(6))-methyltransferase activity. The record is from RefSeq and is a predicted model, not a curated record. Gene Ontology annotation, biological process: rRNA base methylation. The coding region runs from base 190 to 1938 and encodes 582 amino acids. The transcript is spliced from 10 exons. Gene Ontology annotation, cellular component: nucleus. Lineage: Eukaryota; Metazoa; Chordata; Actinopteri; Holocentriformes; Holocentridae.
UCGCAGGGUAGUGACGUUGAAUGAGAUGGCGGAAGAGGCUGCUAGGGGUAAAACGUUUGAGCAACGUGAGCCAUUAGCAGUGAGCGUGUCAAGAGUGUGAAAAAAAGCGUCUGUCGCCACUAUUAAAAGCUUCAGUAACAACAAGAAAAACUGCCGUACAGCUCAAAACUUCCCGUCAAGGAAGGAGACAUGGCCCUGAACAAGUCCAUGCAUCCCCGGAACCGCUACAAAGACAAACCUCCGGACUUUGCCUACCUGGCCUCCAAGUACCCGGACUUCCAGCAGCAUGUGCACACCAGCCUCACUGGCCGACCCGUCGUGAAUUUCAAAGAGCCAGAGGCGGUACGUGCGCUGACCUGUACGCUGCUGAAAGAGGACUUCGGUUUGACCAUUGAGAUUCCUCUGGAGCGCCUCAUACCCACUGUUCCCCUGCGCCUCAACUACAUCCACUGGGUGGAGGACCUGAUCGAUGGCCAGGGCCAACCGCGCAAGGGCAUCGACAUCGGCACUGGAGCAUCGUGUAUCUAUCCCUUGUUGGGCGCCACUAUGAAUGGCUGGUACUUCCUUGCCACAGAGGUAGAUGACAUCUGCUUCGACUAUGCUACAAAAAACGUGGAGCAGAAUAACCUCUCUGACCUCAUUAAAGUUGUCAAAGUUCCCCAGAAAACGCUGCUGAUGGAUGCCUUGAAAGAAGAGACGGCCAUUGUGUACGACUUCUGCAUGUGCAACCCUCCUUUUUUUGCUAACCAGCUAGAAGCUAAGGGGGUGAAUUCAAGAAACUCACGGCGACCUCCUCCCAGUUCAGUAAACACAGGCGGUGUGACGGAGAUCAUGGCGGAGGGCGGUGAACUGGAGUUUGUCAAGAGGAUCAUUCAUGACAGUCUGCAGCUCAAGAAACGCCUGCGGUGGUACAGCUGCAUGUUGGGGAAGAAAUGUAGCUUGGCACCUCUGAAGGAGGAGCUGAGAAAGCAAGGGGUGCCUAAGGUGACCCACACAGAGUUCUGUCAGGGACGCACCAUGCGCUGGGCGCUGGCCUGGAGUUUCUAUGAUGAUGUGAUCGUCCCGUCUCCCCCCAGUAAGCGGCGUAAGCUGGAGAAGGCCCGGAAGCCACUGUCGUUCACGCUUCCAGAGGCCGGUCUGAAGGAGCUCCAGGCGAAGGCCUCGGCUAUCGGCUGCACCGCCCGCAGCCCUGUGGACAGUAUCGCCGGUCUGGUGGAGAGGACACUCACUGACCUGCGGGUGCUGCACAAGCAGGUCCCAUGCAGAAAUCAGCAGAAAAGCCUCCUUUUGACUGCGGUGGAGAACACAUGGAUUCAUGGGCGUCAGAAGCGACGUGAACAGACACGUCAGUUGCGGGAGCUUCCCAGAGCACCUCCUGUUGUUGGAGCUAGCUUUCAAACCACCUUGACCACAGCUGUCCCUGCUGCUGCCCCUUCCUCCCAAGCACAGCCCUCCUCCUCACAAAACAGCGACACCCAGAACAGCAGCAAGAGCAAAGCUCCGUCAGCACAGGAGCUCGCUGCGCAGCAAACGGCCAACAGCAGCACCUCAAACGAGACAAUCAAAGAACUGCAAAACCCAACUGAUGAACAAAAAGACGUGUUAGAAAAGGCUGCAGAUGUGGACAUGGAGUCUCUCACCUCUGCAGAACCCCCAGCACAGUCAGCACCAGCCACAGGACAGGAAGCUGGACAAAAGGAGGCUCCUGGCGUUGCACAUGAAGCAAAAAGCAGCUUACAGGAAGUACUGCCCUCAAAACGACCUCUGAGCCCCAGUACAGCUGAGCACUUCCUUUUCAAGUGUCUGCUGAAUGUGAUGCCUGAGGAGAGUGAUGUUGUGAUUGAGAUGCACUGGGUCGAGGGUCAGAAUAAAGACCUGAUGAACCAACUCUGCACCUAUCUGAAGAACACACUCCUCAAGACUGUGGCCAAACCUUGAGUGGCAAAGAUCACUGGAGAAGUACAUUGAAUAGAGCAGAGUCCUGAAAAGGGGUCAAGUAAAAAUGUGAAAAAUGCUAUUUUUGUUUAGAGAACAGGCUUGAGUGCCCCACUUAUGCUAAGUUGUGUUUAUGUUUUUAAUUUUUAAGGACAGUUCAGCUGAUUCAGCUCUGGACUCAGCUGUUUGUGGUGAAAACUGCACUGUUGAAAUCAGUGAUCAUUCUAAUGGAUUAGUACGUUAUCUACUGUUUUCCAGGUCAUAUGAGCUGACUUUCUUGGGUCAGCAGUUUUCCUUCACAUUAGUUGGUAUGUCCAGCUCAAACUUGCCAAGAAAGUAUUUUUAAUAAAUGUACAUUUUAGUAACAUACUUGA